Molecule: messenger RNA, 1974 nt
Organism: Endocarpon pusillum Z07020
Lineage: Eukaryota; Fungi; Ascomycota; Eurotiomycetes; Verrucariales; Verrucariaceae
Exons: 2
Coding region: 1-1974 (657 amino acids)
Source: RefSeq, a predicted model, not a curated record
AUGGCGGGCGGGGUGCAAGAAUCCAACGAUCUUCUGCGGAGGCCUUUGUACUUAUUUGACUUGCCGCCAGAGUUGCUCUUGAGCCUCCGCAGUCGAGAUCUGACGGAAACGUCUCCUGAGCCUGGGUUGGGUGAGCAGGUGCCACGGUCGAUAGUAGACUCUGUAGGGGUUCCAGAUGAUGCGCUUCCUUCCUCUACUUCUUGUGCACUCUGCCGGGCAUCAUUCUCAACUGUCAUCGACCAACGUGGACACGUUAAGUCGGAUUUUCAUCGAUACAAUCUGAAGUUGGCAUUGAAGUGUCUGCCUUCCGUCAAUGAGUCUACCUUCGACAGACUUAUAGGAGAUCUCGAUGAAUCUCUCUCAGGAUCAGACUCAUCCGACUCUGAGUCCGAGGACAACCACGAAGAUGGCAAACCAUCUGAUUCGGCCCUGACUGCCCUUCUCAAACGUCAGGCCAUAAUAACUCAGCAGGAGGAAGACAACGGCCCGUCUCUCCAGCAGAAGAAAAGAGGUUCUGGUAAUCCUCCCCUCUUAUGGCUGUCAAGUUCUAGACUGCCAGAGGUUGUGUCACUAGGAAUCUACAGAGCAUUGCUUACCGAAGCGGACUUACGCAAGGAUUUGGUUCAGGUCAUCAAAGAGAAGCAGCUCAAGCCAGUGCUUGCCAAGCAUAGUGGUUCUGGAGGUCAAACAACUCCCCAGGCUUCUGGGCCACCCACUCCUCACUAUUUCCUAUGUAUGAUUGGAGGUGGUCAUUUUGCGGCAAUGAUCAUAUCACUAGCUCCGCAGAUUCGAAAAGGCCCUGGAGGGCAUGAAGAAAGGCAUGCAAUUGUCAAAGCACACAAAACCUUCCACAGGUAUACGACACGGCGGAAACAGGGCGGUUCGCAGUCUGCUAACGACAAUGCAAAGGGAAAUGCACAUUCCGCCGGUUCGUCGAUACGUCGCUACAAUGAGAUGGCUCUAGAAUUUGACGUCCGCGGCGUGCUAGCAGAAUGGAAAGAGAUGAUUGAAAAGUCUGAGCUACUUUUUAUCCGUGCGACAGGCACCACCAGUCGAAGAACUCUCUAUGGACCCUAUGAAUGUCAGGUCUUGCGGGCUACUGAUAGCCGUAUACGUGGCUUCCCAUUUAGUACACGAAGAGCGACGCAAGCUGAACUGCUAAGAUCUUUCACAGAGCUCACCAGAUUGAAGGUCAGCACAAUCUCGCAAUCUGCUCUCUCGGUAGACGCAGCAGACCAAGAAAAGGCCAGCAAGCUCAUUAAGCCGAAAGCCAUGGCUCGCGAGCCCCCACCAAAGCCAAAUAAGGAGGAAGAAGUCGCUCUCAUGCAUACUUCCCAGAUCCAGACCCUGAUCCGACGCAAUAAAGCUCCUGCUCUUCUGACUUAUUUGAUGAACAAUAAUCUAUCGUCCGACUAUACCUUCUUUCCUUCCCAUGCGUCUCAACACCAUCAUGCACCGAACGCUUUGCACUUGGCUUCAUCGAACAGCUCUGCCGCUGUCGUGCUAGCGCUGCUGACAAAAGCAAAAGCUGACCCUACUCUAUGUAAUGGGGAUGGCAAAACAGCAUUUGACGUUGCCGGCGACUCCAAAACACGAGACGCUUUCCGUUUAGCUCGUCACCUGUUAGGAGAAUCUGCUUUUGACUGGAAAGGUGCCCAUAUUCCGUCGGCCCUUUCUGAAAAGGAGGUUGAAGAUCGUCAACAGCUUGAGAAGGCACAUGAAAGUACGGCAGAGGCUGAACGUCGCAAGGCUGAUCUCGAAAGGCUGCGUCAUGAAGAAGCAGCUCAGAGGAUCGGUCGGAUUGAAAAGAAAGCUGGGACUGGAAAGAGCCUGGGAAGCAGGGACAAGACGGGGGCUGAGAUCAGAGAAGAGGAAGGGAGAGGGCUGACGCCCGAGAUGAGGAUGAAGCUGGAACGGGAGAGACGAGCUCGUGCUGCGGAGGAACGAAUGAAGAGAACGCAGGCAGGUCGUUAG